Molecule: messenger RNA, 4137 nt
Organism: Hypanus sabinus (Atlantic stingray)
Lineage: Eukaryota; Metazoa; Chordata; Chondrichthyes; Myliobatiformes; Dasyatidae
Product: zinc finger protein 135-like
Exons: 3
Coding region: 110-1561 (483 amino acids)
Biological process (GO): regulation of transcription by RNA polymerase II
Cellular component (GO): nucleus
Molecular function (GO): DNA-binding transcription factor activity, RNA polymerase II-specific; RNA polymerase II cis-regulatory region sequence-specific DNA binding
Source: RefSeq, a predicted model, not a curated record
UGUCAGUGAAGACCUUUGGAAUGCUGGAGGACACCGAUCCCGCCCUGGAUUGGGCGGGCGGAGUCAGGUGCCCCCACUGUAAUUGGACAGCGAAAGUCACGGGUCGUUUAUGGACGCGUCUGAUUGGGUAGAACCCUGCUCUCGAGCUCCGUUGCCGAUGAAAGGAAGAAAGCGAGAGGCACCGCAGAUAGACGCCGUGAGAGCGGAGCGGUCGCCGGGGAAGUGCUGGAGCGAAUGGGCGUCUGACCCCGGGUUGUCAGGGGUGCAGAGACUGGGACUUGCACCGGGGCAACAUAGGGUCUCAGCAAUGAAUGGAAUUUCAAACCCAGCAACACAUCAAGAUUCUGAGUGUGAACAAGGCUUCAGCCAGGCAUCCGGGCAGUUGAGACGCCGGACUAUUCACACCAGGGAGAAACGGUGGAUAUGUGGGGACUGCGGGAAGGGAUUCGUUUACCCGUCCCUGCUGGAAAUUCAUCGCCGCAGUCACACUGGGGACAGGCCGUUCAUCUGCCUCGUGUGUGGGAAAGGAUUCCAUGACCCCUCCAACUUGAGGAACCACCAGCGUGUUCACACCGGGGAGAGGCCAUACAUCUGCCCAGCGUGUGGAAAAGGAUUCUCUCAGUCAACCAGCCUGCGGAACCACAAGCGAGUCCACACCGGGGAGAGGCCGUUUUUCUGCUCUGUGUGCGGGAAGGGAUUCAGCCAGUCCUCGAGCCUGAAGGAUCACAUGCGUGUGCACACUGGGGAGAGGCCGUUCAUCUGCCCGACGUGUGGGAAAGGGUUCUCCCAUUUAUCCACCUUGAGGAAGCACAAUCAAGUUCACUCUGGGGAGAGGCCGUGUGUCUGCUCUGUGUGUGGAGAGGCAUUGACGGAGCCCUGCGCUUCCUGGGUCUCAGCAUUGAAUGGAAUUUCAAACCAAACAAUAUGUCAAGAUUGUUUGUGUGGACGAGUCUUCAGCCAAGCGUCUGGACAGUUGAGACGGCGAAGCAGACACACCACAGAGAAACGGUGGAUAUGUGGGGACUGCGGGAAGGGAUUCGUUUACCCGUCCCUGCUGGAAAUUCAUCACCGCAGUCACACUGGGGACAGGCCGUUCAUCUGCCUCGUGUGUGGGAAAGGAUUCCAUGAUUCCUCCAAUUUAAGGAACCACCAGCGUGUUCACACCGGGGAGAGGCCGUACAUCUGCCCAGCGUGUGGAAAAGGAUUCUCUCAGUCAACCAGCCUGCGGAACCACAAGCGAGUCCACACCGGGGAGAGGCCAUUUUUCUGCUCUGUGUGCGGGAAGGGAUUCAGCCAGUCCUCGAGCCUGAAGAUUCACAAGCGAGUCCACACUGGGGAGAAGCCGUUUGUCUGCUCUGUGUGCGGGAAGGGAUUCAGUCAGUCAUCAACCCUGAAGAUUCACAAGCGAGUCCAUACCAGGGAGAGGCCGUUUUUCUGCUCUGUGUGCGGGAAGGGAUUCAGUGAAUCGUCGAGCCUGAAGGAUCACAUGCGUGUGCACACUGGGGGAGGCAGUUCACCUGCCCAACGUGCAGGAAAGGAUUCUCCCAUUCACCCACCUUGAGGAAGCACAGCUGAGUUCACUCUGGGGAGAGGCUAUUUGUCCGAUCUGUGUGGAGAGGGAUUGACUGAGUUCUGCCUGGUAGAGACAAUCUCAGCACAGUAGCAACAUUUGAAAAACUUGAAACAUCCAGUAGAGUGCAUCGUUGACCCUGAUUUCGGUUAUUACUCGCUAUAUUAUUCAGACACUGCCACAGUCAUCUGGCAUCUACUGAUGGAAUUGACUCUGUAGUUUGCUCUGGUAUUCUCACUCAGCAUCCCUGGUAACUUUGCACAGAUUAUACUUGGCUCUCUUGUACAGUGCGAGGCCAUCGUCCCUGAAAGUGAACCAGUUGGGUUUUAUCCUAUUCUCAAAUGCUGAAUUUUCCAAAUUUCACAACCUGCCUGCCUUUCUCUUUUGCUUUACAUCUCUUCUUCACAAUUAAUUUUGCAGUGCUUCAGCAAUGAAAGGAAACUCAAAGCAAACAACACUCUCAGCACCUUUGGUUCUUUAACCUGAACAUUGAACACCUCCCCUGGAGAUACAUUAUGUAAGACAGAAUUGGGCAUUCAACUCAACUCAUCCACGUUACCUCCCUUCCACAGUCUCAUUUGGCCCAAAUCCCUGUACCUGUUCAACCACUGGAAUUGUACCCACCUCUACCGUUUCAUCUGACAGCUUCUGCCACAUCGGUCCCACCCUCUGGUUACAGAAUGUUGCUCAAGUCCUUUUAAAACUCUCCCCUCUUGUCCCUGAGUUUAUUCUGUCCAGCUGUAGCCUCCCCGACACUAGGGAACGGACUGAUCCUACUCCUAUCACAAACUAAUGCACCUCUGUAUGGUCGCCCCUCAGCUGAUAUCCCAGGAACCACAGGCUAUCCAGCCUCUGCUUAUGCCCUGCAUUCCCACAGCAUCACUAAUAACUGGACAUCUCAUUGCUUUUCAUUUAAAUGCACUGUUUGCCAUUAUGAUCAGACAAUUCCUGUUGAUGUGGCAUCAGUCAGAACCAACACAGAAAGAUCCCACAGAUAGCAUCGAGAUGAUUGGUCAGAGCUUCAGGUUUUGCUGCCGGUGUUGCAGUUGUUGAAAUGUUGGUCCCAGGUCCCUGCGGAUGGAGUUUGUGGGGAGACUGGGGUCUCCUGUGAUGGGACUGGAGCUGGUCGAACUGUUUCUGGAGGGACCUCACCUGGUGAUCUUCUCCCUUGGCUCACUGACACCCCUUUGUAACUGUACCUGAAAUAAAAUGGUGAAACACGUACCAUCCCAAGGUAAGUUUCACUGUCUUUGCAAUAGGAACGAUAAUGGGAGAGAUUCUGCAGAGGAUGGGAAUCUGAACAACACACAGAAUACUAGAGGGUCUCAGCAACUCGGGCAGUGGCCAGUAUAUUAGCAUAGCCGUCAGCAUGACCCCUUACAGCACCAGUGACCUUUAGAUUGGGAUUCAAUUCCUGCCAUUGACUGUUGUUCCUCCCCAUAACUAUGUGGGUUUGCUGUGGUUUCCUCCCACAUUCCAAAGGCAUGUGGGCUGGGAUUGGUAAGUUGUGGGCAUGCUCUGGUAGUACCAGAAACAAGGUGACUCUUCCCUGAGCACAUCCUCAGCCUGUGUUGGUUGUUGACACCAAUAAUGCUUUUUAUUGUACAUUUUGAUGUUCAAGUGUUUUAUCUGAUCUUUUAUCUCAUCUGUGGAGGGGGGAAACAAUCGAUGUUUUGGACAGAGACUCUGCAUCGGUACUGGAAAGGAAGGGAACAGAAGUCUGAAUAAGGUGGAGGGGAAGGAGUUCAAGCAGGCAGGUGAUCUCUGAAGACAGACUCUUCACUGUCCUACAAACUGACUGUCACUUGUAAAUGUAAUUCUCUUCUCUCAGUCCCCCAGUCUUUGUCUUACCUGUUCUCAGGAUAAGAAUUUCCAUUUUGGAAAAUCUUACAUGUUUUUUUUUCAAAGAACAGGGUUUCUCCUCCACCACAAUUGGGUUGUCCUCACCAGCAUCUCCUUCAUUUCCUGCACAUUGGCCCUCACCCCAUCUUCCCAUCACCAUAGCAGAUUUAGUGGAUCCCUUGUCCUGUCCUACCAUCCCAUGUGCCUCUGCAUCCAGCACGUUCUCCUCAACUUAUGCCACCUCCAAUGAGAUCCUGCUACAUCUUUCCUUCCACGCUCUUUUCCAUGUUCUGCAGGAAUCGUGCUCUACUUCACUCCCUUGUCAACUCCCCUCCCUCCCCGACCGAUCUCUUGCCCUUCAAGAGAAUCGAGUGCUGCCCCUGCCUGUUUACCUUCUCCCUCACCACCAUUCAGAGUCACAAGUGGUCUUUCUAGAUGAGGAUGCACUUCAGCUGCAAAUCUGUCAGGGCCAUCGAUUGGACACGGUGUAGCAGCCUCUGCGUCGGUGAGACUCAGUGCAGGCUCCUCUGGGCUUCAGUUCAAAACGCUGUUUGCUUGCGGUUAUUGUUUGCAUGAUUUGCUUUUUCUCUCUUUGCACAUUGGGUGUUUGACAGUCUUUGUUUUAAUGGGUUCUUUGGGGUCUCUUUGCUUUGUGGCUGCCUGUAAGGAGACAAAUGUCAAGGUUGUAUAAUGUAAACUUUGAUAAUAAAUGUACUUUAAACCUU